AUGACGAACUUCCCAUGCCUACAUGUCCUGACCCUUCUCCUUUGCAUCAACCUUCUCCAACCUGCCACUUUUGAAAGUUCAUUUGGCAAUGAAACCGAUCACUUGGCUUUGCUCAAAAUCAAAGAAUCCAUAGUCUCUGAUCCACGCGGGUUUUUGAAUUCAUGGAAUAACUCCCUUCACUUCUGCAAAUGGAAAGGAAUUACUUGUGGCAGACGACAUCAAAGGGUAACAGUCUUGAACCUACAAAACGCUGAGUUGCAUGGAACCAUAUCACCAUGCAUUGGCAACCUCUCAUUUCUCAGGAACUUCGGCCUUGGCAACAACAGCUUCUCCGGCAAGAUCCCCGAACAAGUCGUUCAUUUGUUCCGACUGCGAAGUCUCAAUCUAACUUUCAACAUGUUGGAGGGGGAAAUUCCAGUCAACCUGACCUUCUGUCAGGAACUAAAUGUCAUAAGUAUUGCACAAAACCGCCUUACCGGAAAAAUUCCAUCAGAGAUUGGCUCAUUGAUGAAACUUGUGCAUUUUAACAUAGACUGGAACAAUCUGUCAGGAGGCAUCCCAACUUCCUUAGGAAAUCUUUCAUCACUCAUUCAACUUUCCUUAGGAGGGAACAAUUUGGAGGGCACAGUUCCGGAGGAGAUAGGACGACUCAGAAACCUCCGUGUUUUAGAGCUAAACUCAGGAUAUCUCUCUGGUAUGGUACCUCCCUCCAUUUAUAACCUGUCAUCAAUAAUAAUCAUUUCAAUUGUGGAAAAUAAGUUUAAGGGAAGUUUUCCUCCUGGUAUAGGCCUUAGCAUGCCUAAUUUACAGGGAUUGUAUCUGGGGGGUAAUGGAUUCUUGGGACAAAUCCCAGCUUCGCUUUCCAAUGCUUCCAAACUUCAGCACCUUGAUGUUUGGGAAAAUGAUUUUGUAGGGCAAGUUCCCUCUAGUUUUGGAAACCUUCCUAAUAUCCAGUGGCUCAAUUUCGCUUGGAAUAAUCUAGGGAACCACUUUCAAGGUAUAAUACCUUCUUCUUUAGCUUCUUUGAGAGGUCUUCAGCAUCUAGAUCUUUCAGGGAACAAUUUGUUCAGCCAAAUUCCAAAAGAUCUUCAGAGACUUCCAUUCUUGAUGUAUUUGAACCUUUCUUUCAAUAAUCUGGAGGGUGAGGUACCGGAAGGAGUGUUUCAAAACACAAGUGCAAUAUCAUUGGAUGGAAAUACAAAACUUUGCGGUGGUGUUCCAGAGUUGCAGCUACCAGCAUGCCCUAUCAAUGCAUUAAAGAAGAGAAAGUUGAGUGGUAUCAAACUAAAGUUAACAAUUUCUUUAGUGACUGGAUGCUCUCUUCUGUUUGCAAUCCUUGUAGUUUUUUAUCAGAUGAGAAAGAAUCAAAAGAAGAAACUGUUAUCUAAGGUGUCAUCAAUCGGCUUCCUUUCAAAGGUUUCAUACCAGACACUUCAUCAAGCUACUGGAGGAUUCUCUCAGAGCAAUCAAAUUGGAUUAGGCGGUUUUGGCACUGUGUAUAAAGGAAUUCUUGAUCAAACAGAAAACAGUGUUGCUGCCAUUAAGGUCUUCAACCUUCAACAAAAAGGAGCUUCCAAGAGUUUCAUGGCUGAAUGCAAUGCACUCAGAUAUAUCCGGCACAAGAAUCUUGUGAAGAUCAUCACUUGUUGCUCCAGCAUUGAUAACAAUGGUAAUGACUUCAAAGCUCUAAUUUAUGAGUAUAUGUCAAAUGGAAGUUUAGAUGAGUGGCUGCACGGAGAUACCGGAUCAAGGAGUUUGAGCCUUGUUCAGAGACUGAAUAUUCUUGUUGAUGUAGCUUCUGCAUUGUGUUAUCUUCAUGACCAUUGUGAACCAGAAAUUAUUCACCGAGACUUGAAGCCAAGCAAUGUUCUUCUAGAUGAUGACAUGGUUGCUUGUGUCAGUGAUUUUGGGCUAGCAAGACUCAUCUCACCGACCCCGGACUCUCAAAAUCAAAGUAGCACGAUCGGAGUAAAGGGAACCAUUGGCUAUGUUGCUCCAGAGUAUGCAGUCGGUGUUGAGCCCUCAAAACAAGGGGAUGUAUAUAGUUAUGGGAUUCUUGUGUUGGAAUUAUUUACAAGAAGAAGACCAACCGAUGAAAUGUUUGUAGACAAUUGCAAUAUCCACACUUUUGUCAAGAUGGCCAUACCAGGAAGGCUAAUACAGAUUGUAGAUCCUACGUGGCUACAACAUGAAAUCGAAGCAGAUGAAGAAGACACUGACAUUGUGAAUUUAAACACGAUGAACAGAUACUUGUGGAAGUGCAUACUUCCAAUCCUUAAGAUUGGACUUGCAUGCUCCGGAGAAUCACCAAGGAAUCGAAUGACUAUGGAGGAGGUUCUCAGGGAGCUACACCACAUCAAAAAAUGCUCACUCCAUAUGGGAAGAAUUGUGAACACUAUGUCUCGUAAUACUGGAGAUGUGCGAAGGCAAGAAAUCAGCAUCGAAGUGAGAAGUACUAUAGAUUUCCCAAGAGUUAGAGACUAG
Argentina anserina (silverweed cinquefoil) is the source of this 2484-nucleotide messenger RNA. Its product is annotated as putative receptor-like protein kinase At3g47110. Gene Ontology annotation, biological process: protein phosphorylation. Lineage: Eukaryota; Viridiplantae; Streptophyta; Magnoliopsida; Rosales; Rosaceae. The coding region runs from base 1 to 2484 and encodes 827 amino acids. The record is from RefSeq and is a predicted model, not a curated record. Gene Ontology annotation, molecular function: protein kinase activity; ATP binding; protein binding. The transcript has 5 exons.